CAUUCAAUUCUGAGCACUUUCUUUGUGGCGGGAAAUGGAGUUUGGUCGCUCGCCGUUCUCCCACGCCGCCUCCGGUGCUGCCGACGGACCUCCACCACCACUGUCGCUGUCUGGAUUUGUAGCAGCUGCCAGUAGCGGCAAUGGCCCGGACGAUGCGACAGACUGGACAAUGACAGAGCUGCGCAAUCUCGACGCGCUGAUGCGAUGCGCGGUCUGUCUCGAGUUUUUCAACACGGCCAUGAUGGUGACGCACUGUUCCCAUACAUUCUGCUCGUUGUGUGUCCGUCGGCACGUUGAGGCUGACGGUCGCUGUCCUUCUUGUCUCAAGGCGACAUCCUCGCUCGACCUCAAGAACAAUCGAUUGUUAGACGACCUCGUAGCUGCAUUCGUACAUGCUAGACCUCGGUUGCUUGAGCUGCAACGAUCAUCCAAUACGACGAUGGCGAUGACGACAGGCGCACAAGCUAUACCAAGUAGUGGAAGCCCCGGAGUAGCACCUCCGAUCGUCACAGGAUCGGCAGACCAUCAUCGCCGACCAUCUCAAACUGUUAACACUCAACCCGCUUCUUCGUUCGUCCUUCGGUCCACCGCUCACGGUACAGCAGCAGCAGCGUCGUCAGCGAAUGCGGCGUCUCUUGGAAGUAUUGCUGCUUCUGCUGCUGCCACGGGUACAUUUGCUCCCAGCACCGGAGCGUCGCGAAGCCCUCCGUCAGAUUUCGACGACGCAGACUACAUGCCUUCUCGGUCUGCAGCCCAGAGGACUAUCACAACCACAACACCAACAACAACAACAACGUCGACAUACUUUCAAGCUCGCAACCAAAACGCUGCACCGACGGUUCCGGCCAAAGAUGCAGUUGCGUGCCCUGUUUGUUCGCAACUCGUGGCUGGUGCGACCAUCAACGUACAUCUUGAUGCUUGUCUCAAUGGUUUGGAGGCGUCAAAUCCACGCAGAGUUUUCGGCAGCAACAACGCCGGGACUCCUUCGCCACCCGAAGUACAGCCACCCACCACUCGCGCAUCCUCCGUUUCACCCUCUUCUGAGCGCCGUCAACCGCUCGCAAAGCCUGUUUAUAAUGUGAUGACUGAGAAAAAUCUCCGGAAAGCUCUGAAGGAUCACGGUCUUUCUUCGACUGGCGAUCGUUCGCUGUUGAUUUGGCGACACAAGGAAUUCGUGCUGCAGUACAAUGCUCAGUGCGACGCAUUGCAUCCCAAGCCCAUGUCUUGGAUUCUGCAGCAGGUGGAAAAAGAGGAAAAGCACGCUGGCAAGGAGCGAGAGCGUGAUCGAGCGCAAUUACUAGAGCGCGACAAGGAGAAGGAAAAACUUGAGACGCUUAGUCGACUCCAUCAGCAGCGCAAGCUGCUCGCUCCUCUGAGCGAUCUUUCGCGCUCGUCCACUCCUACUACUGAUGCAAGUACCACUCCAACCACGCCCGGCGCAAUAUUUUUGGAUGCUACGCAAGCUGCUGAACAAGCCGCCGCCGCAGCUGCUGCCUCUGCCGCGAACAAUAGCACUCCAGUCGUGGAGCAAAAUCGUGGAUACGUUCAGCAACACGCUUCUCAAUUUGCGGCACUUAUUCAGCAAGUUCGACAGCAGAAGCGGAAGCUUCAGGCAACAUCAACGGCCGAUUCGGAGGAAAAUCCCGCUCCCGAGAUUGACGACGACGACGACUCGACAGGGAUGCGAAAGCGAUUUCACUCGUCGACCGAGUCGACCAGCUCCACUGCACCAGUCAUGCACAGUACCAACGCAGCGGACGAGGCCGUGUACGCCGCUGAAAGUCCAGAGGCGGCCCCAGCGCCGGCAAUGGUCGUGGAUGAUCAAGACGAGUUCCAGUUUUUGGACGAUGACGACGUUAUUUUAACUCAGGCCGCAAGUGUGGCAGAAGCAACUGCUGCUGUCGCGACGACUGCUCUAGCUGCUGCGGCAUCUCCCUCCGAGCGCUCCUCACCCGCUUUUAGUGACAGUAGCAAUCAUUCCCCUCGCCGCCGAACACGCCGAGCAACAUCCAGUGAUAGGGCGUUGGAUCCUCCAAUUCCGACAACGACUCGACCAAAGCGGACAUUAUCACGGUUGCGGGCUUCCCAAGAGAUGACUCCAUGAACACUACAACAGCAGGCUUUUGGCAGUUUGAUGUAGAAGGUGUCAAGUCGAAUUAUUAUUGCGUUAACGUAACGAUACAGCUAGCUCCAAGAUCAAUCAAAGAGCAAAAGCGUUCAUAAAACUAC
Capsaspora owczarzaki ATCC 30864 is the source of this 2229-nucleotide messenger RNA. RefSeq lists its product as hypothetical. The transcript has 8 exons. Gene Ontology annotation, biological process: DNA damage tolerance; protein monoubiquitination. Bases 35 to 2104 code for a protein of 689 amino acids. The record is from RefSeq and is a predicted model, not a curated record. NCBI's taxonomy places the organism in Eukaryota, Filasterea, Ministeriida, Capsasporidae. Gene Ontology annotation, cellular component: nucleus; Rad6-Rad18 complex. Gene Ontology annotation, molecular function: ubiquitin protein ligase activity; single-stranded DNA binding.